AUGGAAUUUCCAUUUCUGCGAGCAUUUGUUGCUCUUUUUAUCUACCGAUACUUUCGUCUGGUGGUAAAUUUGGUUUCUUUCUGGACUUUCAAGCCCAUUCCUCUUCCCGAGAACCCGGAGCUCACUGCCCAAGAUGUCACGGUGAUACUUCCUACGCUAGAAGGGUGCGGCGAUGAACUUGUGGAGACGAUAAGGACAAUUCUCGAUAAUCAUCCCUUCGAACUAUUGCUGGUCACGAUCGAGGCGAAUAGAAAGAAGGCCGAACACAUGCUGAGCUUGAUGCCUGCUUCAAAGUCCAAAAUUCGUCUGUUUACAGUGACGCACCCGAACAAACGCCGCCAGAUGACACGAGCAAUCCCAGAGGUACGCACGGAAAUCACCGUCUUUGCAGAUGACGAUGUGAGUUGGCCACGCACAGUACUUCCUUGGAUCCUGGCGCCUUUCGAGAAGGAUGAGCGGUUCGGUGGUGUGGUCACCUGCCAACGGCUGCGCCGUGCUAUUGCACCCACCAUGUCCCAGCGCAUCUGGGGAUAUCUUGGGGCCUUGUAUCUCGAACGACGAAACUUUGAUUGCGCAGCCACCACGCACAUAGAUGGAGGGUUGCCCUGCAUGUCCGGACGCACAGUCGCGUAUAGGACCAAGAUUCUUCAAGAUGAAGGAUUUACAUACGCUUUCACAAACGAGGAAUGGUGGUUUGGCAAAUAUCAAUUAAACGCAGACGACGAUAACUUCAUCACUCGCUGGAUGGUCUCUCAUGGCUGGGAGACUUACAUGCAGUACCACCCUGAGGCCGAGGUCUUGACCACUCUGGAGAAUAACCCGAAGUUCCUGAAACAAUGUGCACGCUGGUCUCGAAGCAAUUGGCGGAGCAACCUUACAAGCAUGUUUCAUGAAAAACACGUUUGGUACCGCCAACCUUGGAGUGCAUAUGCUGUUCACUUGACGACACUCUCGCCCCCAGCGCUGUUGGGUGACUUGCUUCUCCUCUUGUUGUGCCACAAAGCCACGGUAGAUUGGGACAUUUAUGCUCAUACAAUGGCUAUGCAAAUACUCGGAGCUUGGAUGCUCAUGAGCAAGUUUAUCAAGCUUCUGGGGCACUACAUUCGAUAUCCCGUGGACUUCGUUUUGCUGCCGGUGUCAAUACUCUUUGGCUAUUUCCACGGGGGAAUCAAAAUCUACGCCGUGCUCACUCUCAAUGUGACUGCAUGGGGUAGCAGAGAUGGCGCUGACGAUUACGACGCCGAACGUAUGAAGAAGCGAACAGAUAUAGAUCGCAUGAAACGGCCAUAUUACCCAAAAUUUAUCACGCAAUAA
This is a messenger RNA of Aspergillus japonicus CBS 114.51, 1314 nucleotides long. Its product is annotated as glycosyltransferase family 2 protein. The record is from RefSeq and is a predicted model, not a curated record. Lineage: Eukaryota; Fungi; Ascomycota; Eurotiomycetes; Eurotiales; Aspergillaceae. The coding region runs from base 1 to 1314 and encodes 437 amino acids. The transcript is spliced from 4 exons.